Molecule: messenger RNA, 3825 nt
Organism: Oncorhynchus kisutch (coho salmon)
Lineage: Eukaryota; Metazoa; Chordata; Actinopteri; Salmoniformes; Salmonidae
Product: leucine-rich repeat serine/threonine-protein kinase 1
Exons: 13
Coding region: 111-2345 (744 amino acids)
Biological process (GO): protein phosphorylation; signal transduction
Cellular component (GO): cytoplasm
Molecular function (GO): protein binding; protein kinase activity; ATP binding
Source: RefSeq, a predicted model, not a curated record
GCAGUGGAACUAUCAUCUUAGAGCCUGUUACCGUGGCCAACCAGUCGCCAUCAAACGCUUUCACUUCAAGAAGUGCAGGCAGGCAGACCAUCAGCAGUGGUACAGACACCAUGAUGAAGCAUUUUCAGUCCAUGGACGCGUGCCGGAGCUUCUCAGAGUUCCGUCAGGAGACCAGCAUGCUCCACUCCCUACAGCACCCGUGCAUCGUGCUGCUGGUGGGAAUCAGUAUUCACCCGCUCUGCUUCGCCCUGCAGCUGGCUCCCCUGGGCAGCCUCAACAUUGUGCUGGAGGACAGACAUAAAGGCUCCAGGUACAUGCCCCUGGGUCACAUGCUCACCUUCAAGGCAGCCUAUCAGAUUGCAGCGGGCCUGGCCUACCUGCACAGGAAGAACAUCAUCUUCUGUGACCUCAAGUCAGACAACAUCCUGGUAUGGUCCCUGGAGGUGUGUGACCCGGUGAAUAUCAAGCUGUCAGACUACGGCAUCUCGCGCCAGUCCUUCCACGAGGGGGCACUGGGUGUGGAGGGCACGCCGGGCUACCAGGCCCCCGAGAUACGCCCAGGCAUCGUUUAUGAUGAGAAGGUGGAUAUGUUCUCGUAUGGGAUGGUUGUGUAUGAGUUGCUGUCAGGUUGUAGGCCUGCGUUGGGCCAGCACCAGCUCCAGAUAGCUAAGAAGCUGUCUAAAGGGAUCCGUCCCACCCUGGGACACCCAGAGGAAGUCCAGUUCCACUGUCUGCAUGGCCUGAUGAUCGAGUGCUGGGACACUAAGCCUGAGAAGAGGCCCCUGGCCAUGCAGUGUGUGAGGCAGAUGCAGGAGCCCAGUUUCCCAUGUCUGAAGUACCUGCUGGCCUGUGACACACACUCCCAGCUCUUCCUGUCUCACUUGCAGGGACACAGCGCUGUGUUCUGGGACGGGGACAAGGAUGACAGGAACUACAGUGUGGUGAACAUAGAGACGGGUCAGGUAGAGGUGAAGAGGAUGCCGUGUCCAGGAACCAGGCUGAGCUGUCAGAUGAAGAUGGAUAACACCUUAUGGACCGCCACAGAGGAGCAGGAAGUGUUCAUCUACAGUCUAAAGGAGAUGUGUCCACUGAGCCAGCCCCAGAAACAGAUCUCCUGUCCUGCUAUAGUCACCUGUCUGUUCCCCGUGCCCGCCAGAGACCAGCAGACCCAGGCGUGUGUCUUCAUGGGGAUGUCAGACGGUCUGGUGGCAGUGUACUCUCUAAUGGAUGACAUGCCUGUGGAAGGAGAGACCUACCUGUGUUCUCACACCCUCAAUAUGACCAUGUUUGGGAUGGAGGACUCUGACCCCAGACAGAGACCCUACCCAGUCAGGAGCAUGGUCCUGGUCCACAGUGGAUCCCAGCUGUGGUACUCCCAUGGUCCAGGCCUGCUGGUGAUCGACUGCCGGACCCUCCAGGCGGUGCAUCGUCUGGACCCCUACGACCCACCAUCCUCCAUACAGGCCCUGGCCUCCAGCCCCUGUCUGUGGGGGGAUGAGGCAGUGUGGACCCUGGACGACCACACCAACACCCUGCAGCUGUACCACGCUGCCACCUACCAGCUCUGUGCCACGUACAGCUGUGGAGAUGCCAACCCUCUCCGGGACGUGUUCACUGUACAGCGACCUGCAGGGGUUACCAUGGCUACUAGUCCUGACCUUGACUCAAAGAGGAAGAGUCUAGAUGAGGAGGAGGAGGAAUGUCCUAACGACAAAGUGACGCUGAUCUACAGCGAGGAGGCGGGAACUCAGAUCAUCCAGCACCAGGAUUCGCUGACUGACUACUGCUCCAUCUCUUCUGACUCCACCCCUUCGCUGGGAUUUGACCGAUCCGGCCCCUUGUCAGAGCCGCUGGGAUUGGACAGAUCCAGUUCCUGCGCGCUCAGCUCAUUGGCUAGUUCCAGCAGUAUGCCUUUUUCCACUGAGGAGGAAGAGAGGCCUCAGGACCAACCAGACGACCCUGACCCUGUGGUGAACUCUGACCCCACCACAACCUUUACCACCACUCCCCCCCACCUGCAGGCCCUCACUGUGCUGGCUGUCAAUGGAACCCUUUGGAUCCCCAGGAGUGGUGGUGACGUGAUGGUGAUCGAGGUCCAGCGGCAGACAGGACAGCUCAGGGGGCGUGUCAUCGCUGUGCUCUGCCCCCCCGGAACUUCCUCUUACGGGACCCUGGAGGAGGCCGCACUGGUGGCAAAGGACACGGUUGUGUGUGGCUUUCGCAACGAAAAUAGGGCCUGGUGCCUGUGUGUCUGGCGGGGCUGGGGCCCCCGUGAGCUAGAGGUCUUCUACCAGUCCUAUGAGGAGCUGGGGAGGCUGGAGACCAGCAUGAGGAAAAGAAGGUAGCCGUUGUACGGCACCGGCCGUGGUGUCCCAGGCAGAGUCUAGCAGUCACAGAAUCAUAGCUCUCUGUCUGUCUCUGUGUGUGAGAGAGAGAGAACACAUUCACAGGCCCCCAGUGUUCAGAGCAGGGGGCCGCGGAGCUCUGACAUCAGAGUGACAAGGAGGGGUGAGGGAGAUGGUGAAGCAAAAGAGAGGACAGGAGAGAUUGGGAUAUGUUGAGAGGAGACUCAGGGAUGGGGCGGGGGCUCAUCCUGUUAUAGCUUGGGCCCAAACCCCCAUGGACUAGGUCAAAACCCCCGUGUGCCCCCAACACACCCCACACUUCCCCCUCUGGAGCACCACUAAGAUGGAUUGACUAUCAGUUAAACCUGAGCCUGAAGAUAGAAGGGACUAGGGUUGCAAUUUUCCGGUAACUACCAAAAAUGCCAGGUUUUCCAGAAAUCCAGUUGGAAGACUCCUGAAAUCAGGAUUAAGCAGGAAAACCAGAAUCUACCAACCAGGAUUUCUGGAGAACCUGGGGAUUUUGGGAAGGUUACUGGAGUUCUGCAACCAUAAAACAGACGGUAGGACAAAACGGGCCGUAAAGACACGUGUCCCAGAUCUACUGAACACAGAGUGUACUCACUUCACAGGACAGUGGAACGUAACACUCAACUGAGUUGUGUGUGUGAGAUAUAUGAGUAAACAACACCGUAAGCAGUUCUGUUUCCUCAUGGGGCGGCAGGGUAGCCUAGUGGUUAGAGCUUUGGACUAGUAACCGAAAGGUUGCAAGUUCAAAUCCCCGAGCUGACAAGGUACAAAUCUGUCGUUCUGCCCCUGAACAGGCAGUUAACCCACUGUUCCUAGGCCGUCAUUGAAAAUAAAAAUUUGUUCUUAACUGACUUGCCUAGUUAAAUAAAGGUUAAAAAAAUAAAUAAAAAAUAGGCCAUCUCCCAACAGACCAAGGACACAGCAGAAAGGACUCACCCCUGCCCUGCAGUAUAGAGACUGGGACUGUCUCUAAACCAAUGACACUCUCCUAUACCAAUCUCUCACACUAGCUCAGAUAGACAUUAGAUGAAGGGUUUCUGCUGCUGGGCUAAACUCUGACUUGUGCAUUUAACAAGUAACAAGACUGUAGACAGAAGUCAGGGUUAACUAUGUGUAGGAGUUUGCCCUUCGGUUUGAUGCCCGUCAGUUUUACUUCCAGUGUUGGCGCUUGAAGUUGCCAGUACUAUAUUGUGUAUUGAGGAUGCAUCACAAAUGGCACCCUAUUCCCUACAUAGUGCACUAUGGGCCCUGGCCAAAAGUAGUGCACUAAGUAGGGUUCCAUUUGGGACAUCCAGUGUGUUGAUACCAACAUGGGAGGGUUUCCUAACUUCACUGCUGUGUCAGUGAGAUGGUGUUCAUUUAUGGUGUAAUAUGUUCAAAUCCUCUUCAGUGUAAAUAUACUAUAUUGUGUAUAUACUGUACGACCAUGAAUAAACUUCUUCUAAUAGUAGAA